This is a messenger RNA of Eutrema salsugineum, 261 nucleotides long. Its product is annotated as putative defensin-like protein 244. The record is from RefSeq and is a predicted model, not a curated record. Gene Ontology annotation, biological process: signal transduction. The transcript has 2 exons. Lineage: Eukaryota; Viridiplantae; Streptophyta; Magnoliopsida; Brassicales; Brassicaceae. The coding region runs from base 1 to 261 and encodes 86 amino acids.
AUGAAAGGCGUUGCCAUCUUAUUAUUGAUUUUAUGCUUUCUUUUCUCCCUUCUCUCAACCAACCUUGCCAAAGAGUUAGAGUGGUGCCCAUCAAAGGAUGUGUUCAAUGGGUCGUGCACAGACAGAGGAAGACCAAGUUACACAUGUUUUUUAGAUUUUUUGGGAUCAAAGAGUGCAAGUGCUAUGCCUAAGAAUUGCAAAUGCACUCCUCUUCCUCAAAACCGCCGUCGAUGCGACUGUUUUGUUGUUUGCAACAAUUAA